Messenger RNA from Pichia membranifaciens NRRL Y-2026, 1638 nucleotides. RefSeq lists its product as hypothetical. The record is from RefSeq and is a predicted model, not a curated record. Lineage: Eukaryota; Fungi; Ascomycota; Pichiomycetes; Pichiales; Pichiaceae. The transcript has a single exon. Bases 1 to 1638 code for a protein of 545 amino acids.
AUGGAGGGGAUAGUUCUGCAACUGUUUAUGCCGGAUAUCUUUGAGAUAAUAUCGCAAAACCUCACACAGUUUGAUCUCAUUGCUCUCUCAAGGACAUGCCAUUUGAUGAAAUGUCUUACAACACCCAUACUUUACAGAUCUAUAACCAUAGAUUGCAAAUAUUCACAAUUUGAAAAGGAAUACCUUGGGAAAAACACCACCUACAUCAAGUCCAAGUCCAACUUCUUAUCUCUCAUCAGAUCGUUGAACUCAAGUCUAGAAAAUAAUGUUAUUGCUGAUAAAAACGACGGGCCCAGGCUGUGGAGCUACAUCAAACUGUUUAAAGUGGUCAAUCUUCCGUUAGAAUUUUACGACUUUGAAUCGUUCUUGUUCGGAGAAGAAGGAGUGUCAUUUUUCAAGAAGGCCAGGUUGAAUGUUCUAUCCCUGGAUACCCCGCUUAGUUUCAGGAUGCUGAAACAAUUACUAAAUGAUAAAUACUCGAGAGAAACGUUGUCAGUUUUGAACUUUUCCAUUAACAAACAUUUGCCGAUAAAACCUUUUAGUGAUUUGACUGAGGAUGGAAACUUGAGAUUCCGGAAUCUAACCACAUUAGCAAUAGGACCCACGAAGCAAGAAUUCAAAAUGGAUGAUAUCUUGAAAUUGAUUCAUCCUGGAGAUGCAAAUAAAUUAGAAAACUUGAAAUUAGAUUCCCAGCACAAAACCUUCAAGUUGUGCGAUCUUCUUAGCUUAUCUGAUGUUAAAUUGAAGUCCAAUGAUUAUAUUUUUGAUCAGCUCAACACUUACAAAAACUUGAAAAGCUUAAGUUUGAGCUCUAUUAAUUUGAAUCAGUCUAAUCUUAAGCAUAACAGAGAUCCGAAAAGCAAAUUUGACUUUUUUCAAGGUUUGCAAUACCUUGAGCUAACUGAUGUUGGCAUAAUUUCCUCUGAUUUGGGUGAAUCUUUAUUGCACACUUUCUUCAAAAACUGUGAUAAGUGCAACUUGAAGUACAUAAGACUCGAUUUAAGAUCUACGGUAGAUGAUCUAAUUCCAGAGUUUUUUAACGACUUUAUCGAGCCAAAUCAAGUGAAAGAAUUAGAUCUAACUAUCAGGUACAACAAUAUGUACAAUAUUCCACUAAAUCAGCUGAUAGAUCAGUAUUUAAAAAUGGCACUUAUAAAGCAGAAAAAAUCACUUCGAAAGUUGUCCAUUGAAAUCAAAACGGAGAGAAAUCUCAUUAGUUUAGAAGAACAAUUACAAAAAGAGCAUCUUCUCGAGCUUCUAUCUAACAAUUUUGAGAAACUUGACUCUCUCAGGAUACAGGUCCAUUUUGACUACGUCCUUUUAUACAAAAACCUACUUUUCCAAAAUAUACCAAAUUUGAAAAACUUCUGGAUAGUCGGUUCGAGCGCCGUUCCCAUGCAUUUCGGCCUUGGUAACAUGUAUCCCGGAAUUUUCGAUCGAUGGUGGAGAAUCAUAUAUCUACCAAAAAAUCUGCUCAAAGGGAUAACUCAUCAUCCGCUACACUAUAUAAAAAUUGAUGAGUGUUUAUUUGCAGUGGAACAUGCAAACUCAGAAAUCAUACAACCAAAAGACUCGAUUGAUAAACUGUUUGAAAGUAUGACCAGAGUAUCUUUCGAUAAUAUAAUGAGCCGGAAAUAA